CGCCGCGCUCGCCGGGGGAUGCAGCAGCAGCGGCGGCGGCGGCGGCGGCGGCGGCGGCAGCAGCAGCAGCGGCGCGGAGUCCCCUGCGCCCCGCGGCCCGGCCGGGCUGCGGCAGAGGCGGCAGCGCCGCGCGCCGGGUGAGGCCGCCCGGGCCGUGCGCGCCGAUCCGUGAGGGACCAGGGAAGACAGCCCGGAGGUGAGCGGCGAGGGAGCGGCCGCGGUGCACCAUGGGGCCCCCCAGCCUCCUGCUGUGCGCGCUCUGGGCCGCGCUCUUCUCCCUGCUCGACGGAAGCUCCGCCUUCCUGGCCCACCACCGGCUGAAGGGCAGGUUCCAGCGGGACCGGAGGAACAUCCGGCCCAACAUCAUCCUGGUGCUGACCGACGACCAGGACGUGGAGCUGGGUUCCAUGCAGGUGAUGAACAAGACGCGGCGCAUCAUGGGGCAGGGAGGGGCGCACUUCAUCAACGCCUUCGUGACCACGCCCAUGUGCUGCCCCUCGCGCUCGUCCAUCCUCACCGGCAAGUACGUGCACAACCACAACACCUACACCAACAACGAGAACUGCUCCUCACCCUCCUGGCAGGCGCAGCACGAGAGCCGCACCUUCGCCGUGUACCUCAACAGCACCGGCUACCGCACAGCUUUCUUCGGGAAGUACCUGAACGAGUACAACGGCUCGUACGUGCCGCCCGGCUGGAAGGAGUGGGUCAGCCUGCUGAAGAACUCCCGCUUCUACAACUACACGCUCUGCCGCAACGGCGUCAAGGAGCGGCACGGCUUCGACUACGCCAAGGACUACCUCACGGACCUCAUCACCAACGACAGUGUGAGCUUCUUCCGCACAUCCAAGAAGAUGUACCCGCACCGGCCCGUGCUCAUGGUCAUCAGCCACGCGGCCCCGCACGGCCCCGAGGACUCAGCCCCGCAGUACUCCCGCUUCUUCCCCAACGCGUCCCAGCACAUCACGCCAAGCUACAACUACGCCCCCAACCCAGACAAGCACUGGAUCAUGCGCUACACAGGGCCCAUGAAGCCGAUCCACAUGCAGUUCACCAACGUGCUACAGCGCAAGCGCCUGCAGACCCUCAUGUCUGUGGACGACUCCAUGGAGACGAUCUACAACAUGCUUGUGGAGACGGGCGAGCUGGACAACACCUACCUCGUCUACACCGCUGACCACGGCUACCACAUCGGCCAGUUCGGCCUGGUGAAGGGCAAGUCCAUGCCCUACGAGUUUGACAUCAGGGUCCCGUUCUACGUGCGGGGCCCCAACGUGGAGGCCGGCUCUCUGAACCCCCACAUCGUCCUCAACAUCGACCUGGCCCCCACCAUCUUGGACAUCGCAGGGCUGGACAUCCCCGCGGACAUGGACGGGAAGUCCAUCCUCAAACUGCUGGACACGGAGCGGCCAGGGAACCGGUUCCACUUGAAGAAGAAGAUGAGGGUCUGGCGGGACUCCUUCCUGGUGGAGAGGGGCAAGCUGCUGCACAAGCGGGACAGCGACAAGGUGGACGCCCAGGAGCAGAACUUCCUGCCCAGGUACCAGCGCGUGCAGGACCUGUGCCAGCGGGCCGAGUACCAGACGGCGUGCGAGCAGCUGGGGCAGAAGUGGCAGUGCGUGGAGGACGCCACGGGGAAGCUGAAGCUGCACAAAUGCAAGGGCCCGGUGCGGUCCGGCGGCGGGGGCGGCGGGGGCGGCGGGGCCGUCUCCAACCUCGUGCCCAAGUACUACGCGCGGGGCGGCGAGGCCUGCACCUGCGACGGCGCCCGCGACUACAAGCUCAGCCUGGCCGGCCGCCGCAGAAGGCUCUUCAAGAAGAAGUACAAGGCCAGCUACGUACGCAGUCGCUCCAUCCGCUCCGUGCCCGUCAUCGUGGGCGGUAAGGUGUACCACCUGGGCCCCGCGAGCGCCUCCCAGCCCCGCAACCUCACCAAGAGGCACUGGCCAGGGGCCCCCGAGGAGCAAGAUGACAAGGACGCUGGGGACUUCAGUGGCACUGGAGGCCUCCCAGACUUCUCAGCCCCCAACCCCAUUAAAGUGACACAUCGGUGCUACAUCCUAGAGAACGACACAGUCCAGUGUGACCUGGACCUGUACAGGUCCCUGCAGGCGUGGAAAGACCACAAGCUGCACAUUGACCACGAGAUCGAAACCCUGCAGAAUAAGAUUAAGAACCUCCGGGAGGUCCGAGGCCACCUGAAGAAGAAGCGGCCGGAGGAAUGCGACUGCCAGAAACCCAGCUUCCACAGCCAGCACAGUGGCCGCCUCAAGCACAAGGGCUCCAGCCUGCACCCUUUCAGGAAGGGCCUGCCGGAGGACAAGGUGUGGCUGCUGCGGGAGCAGAAGCGGAAGAAGAAGCUGCGCAAGCUGCUGAAGCGGCUGCAGAACAACGACACGUGCAGCAUGCCCGGCCUCACGUGCUUCACGCACGACAACCAGCACUGGCAGACGGCCCCGCUCUGGACGCUGGGGCCCUUCUGUGCCUGCACCAGCGCCAACAACAACACGUACUGGUGCAUGAGGACGAUCAACGAGACCCACAACUUCCUCUUCUGCGAAUUCGCCACCGGCUUCCUCGAGUACUUUGACCUCAACACGGACCCCUACCAGCUGAUGAACGCGGUGAACACCCUGGACAGGGACGUCCUCAACCAGCUCCACGUGCAGCUCAUGGAGCUGAGGAGCUGCAAGGGGCACAAGCAGUGCAACCCCCGGACUCGGAACAUGGACCUGGGACUCAAAGAUGGCGGCAGCUAUGAACAGUACAGGCAGUUCCAGCGUCGCAAGUGGCCGGAGAUGAAGAGGCCGUCCUCCAAGUCGCUGGGGCAGCUGUGGGAAGGCUGGGAAGGCUAAGACGCAACGGCGAUGGACCUGCGAAACCCAGAGGCCCCGCCUGAGUGCCCGGUGGGCAGAGGCCGUGCGCGACUUCCAGGAGCCUGUGCUGUGGGCCGGGCAGCCCGAGAAACAGCCUGCUUUCGGGGACCGCGGCGACCUCCGGAGGAUGAGCGGCGGGAGCAGAGCUUCAGGAAGCCCACCUGCGCCCCUGCUUCUGCCUCGCCAGCCGCACAGGAUGCGUCUCGGAUCAGAAGUCACCACUAACCCUCGAGAGGCUCGCGAGGGGAACAGAGAUUUUCUUGGAAAUUUCCCCCAAGGGUGAAAGUCACUGGAAUUUUUUUUUUUUUUAAUCAUAGGGGGAAAACGACUCUGUUUUAAAUCCUCGUAUUCUUUUGAUUCAUCACAAAGAAGGAACUGAGAAACCGGCAGGGGCAGCUGGCAGAUGCUGCGACAGCACACAGUGAGACCGUGAGUCAGUGGCACAAGACAGGCGACACGGACCUAGCACGAUCGUCCUGGCCGGCUGCCUUCCCUGUACAUACGUGACUCUCGCCCUGUAACCCACACGGGACCGUUCGGGGACUGACCCGCAGAACCCCCCGUGUUCAAGAGUGGCGCGCCAAUAAACGCCCUGUGGCCAGUGUCAAAGAAACCCUCGUCGUUGUGGCCGUUCGUUGCUGCCCACACCCCGUCCCCCGCCCCGUCACCCAUCCCCGAACUGUGUUUUCAGGUACUGAAAAGCAAUGAAGUAUGUAUGUCCCACAUUUUAGAGAUCGUUUUGUAAAGAAUUUUUGUAGCUGAGUAUUGUCAUACAAUGUUCAAAGCCCCGGCUGAUGACCAGCAGUUAUAAGAAACACUUGUUUUGUUAA
This is a messenger RNA of Oryctolagus cuniculus (rabbit), 3706 nucleotides long. RefSeq names its product sulfatase 2 (gene SULF2). Gene Ontology annotation, molecular function: calcium ion binding; glycosaminoglycan binding; N-acetylglucosamine-6-sulfatase activity. Gene Ontology annotation, biological process: positive regulation of vascular endothelial growth factor production; glomerular basement membrane development; negative regulation of fibroblast growth factor receptor signaling pathway. NCBI's taxonomy places the organism in Eukaryota, Metazoa, Chordata, Mammalia, Lagomorpha, Leporidae. The record is from RefSeq and is a predicted model, not a curated record. Gene Ontology annotation, cellular component: Golgi apparatus; cell surface; plasma membrane.